Lutzomyia longipalpis is the source of this 1508-nucleotide messenger RNA. RefSeq names its product short-chain specific acyl-CoA dehydrogenase, mitochondrial-like. Lineage: Eukaryota; Metazoa; Arthropoda; Insecta; Diptera; Psychodidae. Bases 100 to 1359 code for a protein of 419 amino acids. Gene Ontology annotation, biological process: butyrate catabolic process; fatty acid beta-oxidation using acyl-CoA dehydrogenase. The transcript is spliced from 5 exons. Gene Ontology annotation, cellular component: mitochondrion. Gene Ontology annotation, molecular function: flavin adenine dinucleotide binding. The record is from RefSeq and is a predicted model, not a curated record.
GCGACUUUUUUACCUGCAGUUUCUGCAUCCUCAUCCUCUUUUUUCCACCCUUCUUUUCCCAUUCAAUCUCCGUUGUUUCUCGCGGGUGGUCACGUAGUUAUGCUUGGAUUAGUCCGGGGAGUCAGAUUGUGCGAAUGUUUAUUAUUUAUUCAAGGGAGAUGUUUCAGUCGCGACGGUAUUUGCAUAAAUUAUCGCAAUUUCACGGUGACACCGCUGUCUGGGGACCAUCAGUUAAUCCAGAAAGCAUGCCGGGAGUUUGCAGAGAAGGAACUCAUGCCGGUUGCGGCGAAAAUUGAUCGGGAUAUGCGCUUCCCGCAGGAAUUGAUUGAGAAGCUGGGCACACAGGGGCUGCUCUAUAUGACUGUUGAUCGGCAUUUGGGUGGAGCUGGUCUGGAUAUUUUGUCUCUGUCUCUGGCUGUGGAGGAAAUUGCAAGAGGAUGCUCCGCUACGGGAGCUGUUGUGUCCAUCCACAAUUGCCUGUAUGCCAAUCUCUUGGACAGAUUGGGCACGGAGGAGCAGAAGAAACGCUUCCUAGCUCCAAUGGUCAUGGAUUCAUCACUUGGUGCCUUUGCUCUUAGCGAAUUCAAUGCGGGAUCUGAUGUAGCUGCCAUGAGUACAACAGCUCGUCAGGAGGGCUCAAAGUGGAUCCUCAAGGGGAACAAAGCAUGGGUAACGUCAGCACGUGAAGCAAAGGCAGCCGUUGUCUUUGCUUCCGUCGACAGAAAUCUCAAGCAUGCCGGAUUGGCAGCUUUUAUCGUACCUCUGGACACUCCCGGUGUAACCCUGGGAAGGAAUGAGGAGAAGAUGGGAAUCCGAGGAACAUCCACGUGCACUCUAACCCUGGACAAUGUGGAAAUACCGCAGGAGAAUAUUCUCGGAGAAAUUGGGGAUGGAUUCCGAAUUGCCAUGGAACAGUUAGAUUUAGCCCGGAUUGGUAUUGCUUCCCAGGCUCUUGGCAUCGCUCGAGCAUGCUUGGAUCUCUCAAUUUCCUACGCAACAUCCAGAAUAGCAUUUGGGCAGUCAAUUAUCACGAUGCCAACGGUUAAGACGAGAAUAGCCGAGAUGGGCCUUCGUCUGGAGGCUGCUCAACUCCUAACACGCCGAGCUGCCUUCAUUCACUCCCAACCAGGUGCAAAGACCACAAAAUUCAGCUCAAUGGCCAAAUUAGCAGCCAGCGAAUGCGCAACAUUCAAUUCCCACAAUUGCGUACAAAUUCUCGGUGGAAUGGGGUAUGUGAUGGAUCUUCCGGCUGAACGACUGUACAGGGAUGCCAGGAUCACAGAGAUCUAUGGCGGUGUGAGUGAUAUUCAGCGGCAAAUUGUUGCUGAUCAGGUGAUCAAGGAAUGUAAUUCAGAAUAGAACAAAGAAAAAACUUUCCACUACUGCCUUUCUUUGCCAUGUAAUUCCGUAUGUGAUUGUUUUUCCGGGAAUUUUCAUGAGGAAUGUAGCCUCAGAGGACCCCUAAAAGGUCUAGAAGAAAAAUGAGAAAAAUAAAAGUUUCCCUCUAA